UAAUCAUUUCUAAGAAUCUAUAUAGUAGUAAUAAGUAAUCAUUUGUACUCUGAGCGCAAGCAGCCAAAAACACUUUACCCUUGCCCGACGCAGCCAAUGAUACGGCGUCUACUGCUGCCUAGAUACUCUAGUGAUGGGGAGCGGAAUUCGGAGACGCAGCAGGCAGUACACCUAGAGAGCUGACAGGAAACUGUUUGACGACUCCAGAUCUUGGCAGAGAGAGAAAAACAUGGCAACAGUCUGGGAUGAUCCACAGUUCCUUUCCUUUGAUGAAAACGAGUUCGAUGAUGUAUUUGAACAACCAUCUCCUGCCUCCUUGGAGAUAAAGUCUCAGGAGUGUAGGAUAUCAGAUGCAACUAGCAACUAUAUGCAUGGGUAUAUGACAGGCAGCCCUGCCAACAGCAUCAGCCACAUUGGGAUAGUUUGCCCAGGAAUGGUUACACUUCAUUCGCUAAGCAAUGGACGGGACUCAGGUUAUGGCCCAUCUCCUUCAUUGUUUCAAUCCUUCACAUCAUCCAGUGAUGAGGAUGACUCUGUUGACUUACCUGGGAGAACUCAUCCAGGUGUCACUCCACCGAUAGCAAUUCCUCCUUGUUUGCGUUCUGCUCAAAGGCAUAAGAUAAGUUAUCACUCCCGUCAAGAGAUCAUUCAUAAAGCUGCUCAGAACCCUAUGUUAAUAAGACGAGGCAGGUCAAAGUCUUGUCCUGCCACUUCAAGAGCUUCAGCACGGCAGCGUCUUCCAGUAUCCUUAAGACGUACAUUCACUCCUGUGCCAACCCAUGAGAGCUCUUGCUUCAUACCAAGAGGAGACAACAAUGAACACUGUCACUUGAAGUCUUCUCAUAAAACAGAAAGUGCCAUCAUACAGGAUCCCAAUGAUCUGAGCAGGAAAGAGGGGACCCUUGGCCACCAGUGUCGUGUGUUGGUGUUGGCAUUACCUGACCUUGUGGUAGAGAGUGAGAGAGACUCCCCAGAUUCCAACACCGAGGUGUCUCCAACCCCAGCUUGCUCUAGCAGGUCACGAGCAUUCUCUUGUGAGGUAACCCUUGCUGAGGAGGUUGGGCGAAAGCUGCGGUGGAUUGCUGACUCUUUUUCUGCAACAAAAGCACAAUCAUCUAAUGCAUCACUUUAAGUAAACAGUUACACAUGGCAGAGACACCAGAGGAGAUACAAGAUACUUAGAGUGUAAAUCCAACAGCCAAAUUGCAUGUGAAGCAGUGUGGGCAGGAAUCUCAUAGACAAGCUACUGGACAGGCAGGGAGACAGACAGGUACUCAGAGGAAAAAGACAGGCAGUGUCUGCGGCAGCCUCUCUCUUCUUUCCGCCUGACAUCACUAACCCUCUCCCUCCCAAACUGGCAUCCCCUCUGGGUAUCUCUACCAAUCCUGCCUCCUUUUUUACACAGCCCCUACCUUUCAAGAUUGAAUGUGGCAUCUUUCUAGCUCACACCUCAUAAUCAGUAAUACAAAUAUUUUUUUGGGGGGGCGGUUCUUCAUGGGCAGUCAGGAACACACAGCACUGGUUGCUUAACACUGCACUCUGUGGUGGAUGAUCUGGACAGUGAACAAGAGUCAUCUUCCUCCUCAACAAGGCAGCUCUAGGAAGGUGCAUCCGCUCCCUCGUCACUGUCAUUCUGGUCCCUGUGUCCAUCCUGCCCUUCAUCAUCAAGCAGCACAUCCCAUGAGAAGUGGCCAGGGCCAGCAUACUUUGCCAGAUGGUCAAUAUGCACCACAUUCCUCCAAGUGAUGUCUGUGUGUUAGAACUUCCUCAAUACUAAAUGGCUCCUCUACCAGCCAGGUGCAGGUUGCUGUACACUUUACGCCUCGUCACAUCCAGUGUGCUGUUGCGGAGCCUCAGUGUACUCAGUGUGCACUGAGCCUCUUGUUUGGAGGCUUUCCUGUAGUUAGGUCCACAGGAAAACGGAGCAAGCUUGCCAACAUGUAUUUGGUAGCCUCAUGCUGUGCUGGCCUGUUAGCCAUCCCUUUGUAAGGCAGCCACAGAUCCCAGUCCUGCUGCACACCGUCACAAUACUUGGCCAGGUCUAUCACAAGGGUUUGGUUGAACCCUUCCAGCAUGGACUCCAGCAUGUCAUCUAUCCAUGGCAGGAGGGUAGAGUCCUUAACAAUGACCUUAGGGCCCAGUAUCCAUACAAAACCUUUUUUUGCCGUCCUUGUCAGCAAGGACUACAGGCAAUGAUCAGAAACUGUUUGACCACUCAGUGAGGCCCAAGGCAGCCAUCUCCUCCAUUCCCUGCAUAUUCUGCCACUUAGCUGGGGCCUCUCGGUAUGGAGCUGAGCACUAGCAGGUGUAGCAUGAGGCAGGAGACGCAUGCAGAACAGGAGUGGCACUACUUCAGCCACGGGGCCCUGGCAGCUCAUCUCAAUAGCACAGCACAGCUGCUUCCCCACAUCCAGGAGACUGUACAGCUGUUUACAGUCUUCUGUAGGCUACACAGGUGUUGGACUAGGCAAACUACAUGAGGGAGCAAGGUCUCGCAUGAAUAGCUGCUAGCGUUGCAGGAGCUUCUCUCUGCCAGAGAAAGUGCCUCUCUCUUUUUCCCACCUGACAUCACUCACCCUCUCCUGCCCAAACUGGUGUCCCCUCUGGUUACCCCUACUCUCCCCUCCUUAAAAUAUAUAUAGAAGAGUACAGCAGACAGCCCAACACAUGCAGGCCAUGCGGAGCAAGGUUUGGUUGUGUUGGGGAAAACUGAUUGUACCACUCCUAGCAGUUAUUUACAAUGAUACUUUAAAACAGCAAAGUAGGACAUUAUUUACUCAUAGUUACUGAUAUUUAUUGUUAGAUAAGAAAAAUAGUUUAGGAUUAUGUUUUGGUAUCUACAGAUAAUGACAGCCACAGGUGAUGAAACUCAUUCCAUCUUUUAUUUUCUAAAUCUUUUUGCCUUUCUAAUCUGUUGUCAUAGCUUUCAUUGGUUUUUUUCACAUUCUUUGGCUCUUUGGUACUGAUUUAAGAAUCACUAUAGCCUUCUGAUUGUUGUCCAUGUUGGAAGUCAAGUAGGAGUUCUAAAUAGUAUUUAAGAUGGAAAUUGCCAGAAAGUGGUUGAAAUGCACAUAGAACACUUGCAGCUGUAUGUGCAAACAUAGUCAUGUGCCACUUAAACAAACUAUUUAUUUGUUAUUAUUUUAUUUUUAUCCAUUUUCUCAAUAUUUAGUAUUAUUAAUCUCCUCUGCUGAAAACCUACAAGUAAUCAAAUCCGUAAUCAUCAAACAACAUAUAAUUUGAAAAGUCAAAUGUUACCAAUGCCUUUGAUUUUAAGCACCUAUAUCAUAUAUGUAACCUUUUAGUAUUCUAUAUAUUGAUAGGAAUAGUUUUAAUUCAUUAAGAUGCUCUUUGUAUAAUUUGUUUCUUAAGUUUGGUAUAAUUUUUGUUACUUUACGCUGAAUUCGUUCUAGUUUAUCAAUGUCUUUUUGAUAAUAGGGCCACCUUGUUUGAAUGCAGUAUUUGAAAAUGGGAUUGACUAAAGAUUUAUACAAAGUGAGGAUUGUAUCCUUAGAUUUAUUUAAAAGA
Portunus trituberculatus (swimming crab) is the source of this 3528-nucleotide messenger RNA. RefSeq lists its product as uncharacterized. The transcript is spliced from 5 exons. Bases 230 to 1132 code for a protein of 300 amino acids. The record is from RefSeq and is a predicted model, not a curated record. Lineage: Eukaryota; Metazoa; Arthropoda; Malacostraca; Decapoda; Portunidae.